Camellia sinensis is the source of this 885-nucleotide messenger RNA. The record is from RefSeq and is a predicted model, not a curated record. NCBI's taxonomy places the organism in Eukaryota, Viridiplantae, Streptophyta, Magnoliopsida, Ericales, Theaceae.
AUGACCGAGUUACAAACUGAAGCGUUAAGACAACAACAGAGACAACCCUUUCCACCCACACCUCCUCCACCAAUUCUAGUGGAGCCACCUAAAAAUGGUGACAUUAUUACCCUGACGCAGAAGUUUAACAAGCUGAAACCGCCUACCUUUUCGAAAGGCCUUGAAUCGCUGAAAGCUAAAGCUUGGAUUUUGGAUGUUGAAAAUUUAUUCGAAGUGUUCUCGUGUGCUGAAGAACAAAAGUGUGUGAGAGACCAUAAAGUAACAGAAUUUGAGCAGCUUAAGCAGGGUACUAUGUCAGUGGUGGAAUAUGAAACUAAAUUCACAGAGCUUGCGCGUUAUGCGCCACAUAUGGUAGACAUCGAAUAUAAGAAAGCCAGGAAGUUUGAAGGCGGUUUGGACGUUGAGGUUCUUGACCGAGUUAAUGUACUCAAAUUAGAAAAAUAUGUUGAUGUUUUGGACAGAUCCAUUGUAGCUGAGGCGAAUGUUGCCUCACUAAGGCAAGCGAAGGCACCGAUGAUUGAAUGGAAGGGUAAAAGGCCGGGAUCUACUUUCAAGAAGGGUCAGAACAAUUUCAAUAUUCCACCGAACAAAAGACAGAAUAUGGGAUCAUCUACUAGUUCGAGCCAAGGGAAUGAUACACCCAUUUGCCCAGAGUGUGGGAAAAGACAUAAGGGAGUUUGUCGUAGAAUCUCGGGUGCAUGUUUUUGGAGUGGAAAAACAAGCCACAUGAUCAAGGAUUGUCCUUUAGUGUCCCAAAAUACAAGACAGCCCAAGGCUAGUUCAACCACAUCAGUGUCAGCACCAAGGGUAAAUUCGAAAGCAGCUACGGGGAAAGAAACUCUAAAGCAAGGAUGGGUUUUUGCAUUGGUACCGGGUGAUGUGUAA